Messenger RNA from Scutellospora calospora, 825 nucleotides. Lineage: Eukaryota; Fungi; Glomeromycota; Glomeromycetes; Diversisporales; Gigasporaceae. The record is from the annotation of a GenBank genome assembly.
AUGAUACUUUCAUUCAUAACAACAUCUCCAAAUUAUGAAAACAUCAGAGUUUGGGCAGGUGGAAAUUAUGUAUCAAGAUCUCUUAUAGGUCAUACUGAAUUUUGUAAUGCUAUUUCAAAUAAUUGGACACCAGUUUGGCUUUCUCUAGAGGAUACAAUAUUUGGAUCAAACGUUGAACAAAUUGUUGAUAUAUUAACAUCAUUGCGAGAAAAUACAGUAAUCGAAUAUUUAGAUUUAUCAUACCCACAAUUUAAAGUUAAUAAGAAUGUUGCAUUUAGUCUACAAGAUUUCAUGAUAGCAGAAAAGGCUUGUGCAGCUAUAGGAAAGAUAAUGAGAGCAAACGGACAUAUCAAAGAAUUAAUUUUGCAAGGAAAUCCCGAUAAACAAUGGGGGCCAUCACUUGGAGCUAACUUAUCCGGAUUGGAAGUUAAUAAGAGUUUGGAAAGGUUGAAUAUAAGCGGGAACUCUAUAAGUGAAUCAGAUUUGAGGUCAUUAAGCGAAAUUUUAGUGCUAAAUUCAAAACUAAAAUAUUUGAACAUAGAUGAAAAUAUGGCAUAUAAAUUAUCAGUUCAGGAUUUUAAAGGGUGCGGAGAUGAUUUAUUGUUAGAAUUUUCAAACGAAACUUUUGGUAAACGGAGAGACCCUAGAAUGAGUGAGCCGGUGUCACCUACAAAAAGAAAUACUACAUGGAAGAAAUCUCAGGUCGAAAAUGGAAAUAGUAGGAAUGCCAUAUUUCUUGAAAAUAUGAAUAAAAUUGAAUCAGUAAGCAAGGUUAAAGUUGAAGAAGAUAGAAUGUUUCAGAGGAAUAAAUCUUAUUACAUUUAG